Molecule: messenger RNA, 3905 nt
Organism: Nezara viridula (southern green stink bug)
Lineage: Eukaryota; Metazoa; Arthropoda; Insecta; Hemiptera; Pentatomidae
Source: the annotation of a GenBank genome assembly
CCGCCAAUGUAACCAAACCGUUACCUACGAAUUGUUUGUAAACUUUAAUGUGAAAGGUGAAUUCGGGCUAAUGUAGUUUUAGAAUUCCGUAUAUUUAUCAAAAAUGUCGGCCUUUCCUCCUAAAAAGGAACGAACUGGUGAUACCAUCAGGCCUUUUAAAUUAGCCCAUCAAAUAGUCAGCUUGACUGGGAUUAAUUUUCAACGUAAAAGUAUUAUUGGUGUUGUGGAAUUGACAAUUGUACCUCUUAAAGAUAAUUUGAGGGUAAUUAAACUGAAUGCAAAACAGUGUCGUAUUUACAGAGUUUCGUUGAAUGAUACUUAUGAGGCACCUUUUCAAUAUUUUGAUCCUUUCUUGGACAUUACCCAUGGCGAUGAAAAAGAGAGAUCAUUGGAGCAGUUUUCACCUGCUCAUUAUGCAGCAGCAGUACAGACUGAUCCCGAUAACAAUGGCGGUGAGUUGGUUGUUACCAUUCCUCCUGAAGCAUCGGGCAUCAUUAGUGAAGGAAGAAAUGUUCGCGUUAGCGUCGAAUUCUCCUUGGAAAACCCUCAGGGCGGUGUCCAUUUUGUUAUUCCUGAAGGGGAAGGAACCUUAGCAGAGCGAGGAGCACAUAUGUUUACCUAUUGCUAUGAAAAUUCGUCCCGUCUUUGGUUUCCUUGUGUAGACAGCUAUGCUGAGCCGUGCACAUGGCGCCUGGAAUUCACAGUUGAUGAAAAUAUGACAGCAGUGUCUUGCGGCGAUCUCAUCGAAGUUGUCUACACUCCCGACAUGAGGAGGAAGACAUUUUAUUAUGGUCUUAAUAUACCUGCUGCAGCUCCAAACAUUGCAUUAGCAGUUGGGCCAUUUGAAAUUUUUGUGGAUCCAUACAUGCACGAAGUGACACACUUUUGCCUUCCUGGGUUGAUGGAAAACUUGAAAGUUUCUGCUCGUUAUAUGCAUGAGGCCUUUGAAUUUUACGAAGAAACACUUUCCAAUCGCUACCCUUAUCCUUGUUAUAAACAAGUUUUUGUAGAUGAAAUAGAUUUGCCAUCACAUUCAUAUGCAACAAUGAGUAUAUUGAGCACGAAUCUUUUACAUCCUAGUUCUAUAGUAGACCAGACUUAUAUCACUCGCACAACAAUGGCUCAAGCUGUGGCCGAGCAAUUUUUCGGCUGUUUCAUUUCGAUGCAGAAUUGGUCAGAUGCAUGGCUUCCGAAAGGAAUCGCUACCUACCUCACUGGCCUUUAUUCGAAAAAAUGUUUUGGAAGCAAUGCCUAUAGAGAAUGGAUACAACGGGAACUGCAAGACGUCGUCAAGUACGAAGAGGACUAUGGAGGGAUUAUAAUGGACCCUAGCCAGCCGCCGGCUCCUCUUCCCAUCGCUGGUAACAUGCCAGCAGCUACAUCGAACAAACCUGUUGAUCCAGGAUUCCACUUUCCAAUUAGAAAUUUGUAUACGAUAUCUCCGCUCUAUAUGGAAACAAUGAGGAAAAAAGCUCAUCUAGUCAUUAGGAUGCUUGAGCACAGGAUCGGUUACGAAUUGCUCCUUCAAGUUUUGAACAAACAUUUGUCCUUAGCAUCAAACGCUUCAGUGUUGAAAUCAGCUUCCGGGCAGUGGUCACAUAUGCUUAUCAGCACCAACACUUUCGCUAAAGCUAUAUUCACCGUGACUGGUAAAGACAUGGCCGUUUUUAUUGAUCAAUGGGUUCGCACGGGUGGACAUGCAAAGUUCCAUUUAUCAUUCAUCUUUAACAGAAAAAGAAAUACUGUCGAACUUGAAAUAAGACAAGAUGCAGUCUCUCAGCGAGGCAUUAGAAAAUAUGUCGGUCCUUUACUCGUCACAAUUCAAGAACUGGAUGGUACUUUUAAACAUAACCUUCAAAUAGAAGGGAACGUCGCGAAAGCUGAUUUAACUUGUCAUUCUAAGAGUCGUAGGAAUAAGAAAAAGAAGAUCCCAUUAUGUACAGGCGAAGAAGUGGAUAUGGAUUUAACAGCUAUGGACUCAGAUUCUCCCGUCCUUUGGAUUAGACUGGAUCCUGAUAUGACACUUAUACGCUCUUCUAAUAUCGAACAGCCAGAUUAUCAAUGGCAGUAUCAGUUACGGCAUGAAAGAGAUGUGACCGCUCAGUUCGAAGCAAUACUAGCCUUAGAAAGGUUUACGACACCUUCGACACGAAUGGCGUUGACUGAUACAAUUGAAAACGAUCAAACAUAUGUAAAAGUUAGAUGUGCUGCAGCUCACUGUUUGACUAAGGUUGCAAAUUGUAUGGUAACUAACUGGGCAGGACCUCCCGCUAUGUUGGCAAUAUUUCGAAAACUUUUCGGCUCUUUUUCCUGCCCGCACAUAAUCAAACAAAAUAACUUCACUAAUUUGCAGCAUUAUUUUCUUCAGAAAACUAUUCCAGUGGCAAUGGCUGGCUUAAGAAAUGCUCAUGGUAUUUGUCCACCUGAAGUUAUUAGGUUUCUUCUCGACUUAUUCAAGUAUAAUGAUAAUAGUAAAAACAAAUUUUCUGAUAAUUAUUACAGAGCAGCAUUGCUUGAAGCUCUUGGCGAGACUAUAACACCAGUUAUAUCUGUCGUACAUCACGGAACUGAAAUAACUGCUGAAUCUCUAUCGACGGAUACUAAAUUAGUCUUGGAAGAAAUAACAAGGAGCCUAAAUAUGGAAAAGUUGCUGCCAUGUUAUAAAUUAACAGUUACGGUUGCUUGUCUGAAAUCUAUUCGGAAGUUGCAGAAGUUUGGUCAUUUACCGAGCACACCACAUUUGUUUAAAACAUAUGCUGCUUAUGGUCAAUUUAUAGAUGUGCGAUUAUGUGCGCUUGAAGCAUUGGUGGAUUAUACAGUUGUCGAUGGACAGUGGUCAGAUUUGGAAUAUUUAUUGGACACAGCAGAAGAGGACCCGGAUCCAGGAGUACGAUUCGCACUAAUUCGUAUGCUUUCGGAAAAUCCUCCAUUCCAACGUCAAGCUAUCAAGCACCAACUCGACAAAGAGGAACUUGUUCAUAGGCUGUGGAAGCUGUUCAAUUGCAUGCUUUCGCAUGAUACCAGAAUGAGGUGCAGCUUUGUCGAUCUGUAUUAUACACUUUAUGGCAAGAAAAGACCGUUAUGUCUCCCAUCUUCAGAAAGUUCCUUUACUCAAAGAAUUAAAACCAGCCCACCGUUUGAGGCAAAAGAUUAUUCUUCUAUAAUCAGUAGCAUGGGUAGUUUUAAACGUAAAACAUCGCCUACGAUUAAAGAGGAAGUGGUCACAGAUGAUCUGGGAGUCGUUACCGUGGAAGUUGUUGCUAAAGAAGAAAAUAAAAAAAUGAAGAUGGAUAAAGGAGGACAUUUAAAGUCAGAAUAUUUUUCCGACAAUUCUGCUUCCUUGCCUGGCAUCGGGGGUUCUGUUGGACCUACUGGCUUUGAACCUGGAAUGUUUAAAAAGGAGGAAUCUGUCAAAUCUGAAGGUUCAACAAAAAGUAAAAAGAAAAAGAAAGACAAGAAGAAACAUAAACACAAACAUAAACAUAAGCACGAUCAUAAACAUAGCAAAGAUAGGGAUAAAGAUAAAGAGAAAAGUAAGGAUAAGGACAAAGAUAAGGAUAAAGACAAAGAUAAGGAUAAAGAAAAGGAUAAAGAUAAAGAAAAGGAUAAAGAUAAAGAAAAAGAAAAGGAAAAAUCCAAAAUUAAAGUUAAAGAGGAAACGCUCAGUUCCGACAGUUCCUCCCCUAGUCCUGGACCAUCCACUUUAGACAUGUUUCAUUAUUAAGAGAGCAAAAUAAAAAAAAGACUGUACAUACAAAAACUAUUUGUUUUGUUUAAAAAAUUGUUAUUUAUAUUCAAUAAAUGGAUUUUAUGAUUUUUUUUUCUUAGAUUUUAUAAAGAUGUUUUGUAUUUUAAAAUAUUGAACAAAGGACCUAUUUUUGUUAAAUAAAAGCAUAUACUCAUAA